UCUAAAAAUCAAUUUAGGACUAGAAUUGUGAUUAGGGUUAAUUAUUAGAGGUGCCAGUCUAGAGUCCACGGUUCGAUACUCGGUCUUGCUAGUUAUACUACUUUCACGUCCGGUUCACUUGCCGUUGUGUGUAGUUAGUGAGUUCCACUUUUAAAACUUGGUCAUAAAAAUUAAUUGCAAAAAUCACACAUCAAGUUUUUGGCGCCGUUGCCGGGGACUUUUUUUAGGCACUUUUGAGAACGACCUUAGUCAUAUUUUUUGUCUUUUUAUUUGCUUUCUAGUUAUUUGCCUUGAGGUGCCCUUGCUUUGAUUGCUAAUUGCUAUUUGUGCCCUUAGGUGUUAGGUCGUCUUUAUUUUUAUUUAUUUUUAUUAUUUUUUUUAGCAUAGUCGUAAUUUUUAUUUAGUUAUUUUUUUUCCGCCAGUUUAUGCCCCAUACUCGUUCACAGGGACCACCUGAAUUUUUUGCUUCAUCUGAACCCGAACGAGAGUUGUUUGAGCGUCUUAGCCAGCAUCAGAAGCGUAUUAGUAGGAUCACCGACAAAAAGGUACUCAUUCCUAUUCCUUUUCCUACAGUUGCUAUGGGUGAUAAUCCUGCUAGACGCACUGUGAACCAGCAUGCCACUGAAGGCUUCACCGGAGGCCGAACUUCCAUCACGACACCCGAAGCACCCGCUAACCAGAAUUGGCAGAUCCCCUCCCAUAUCAUGACCACAAUUUCUAAUAGUGCUCAAUUCCACGGUCUGGAGGACGAGGAUGCACCAGGCCACAUCACCCGAUUCUUGCGUAUCUGUAGCACCUUCAAUCUUCAUGGUGUUACCGCUGAUGCAGUUUAUCUGCGCUUGUUUCCCUUUUCCCUUUCUGGUCGAGCUGCAACUUGGCUCGACACUUUGCCUCAAAAUUCUAUCACUACUUGGGAGAUUCUGAAAUCUAAAUUCUACAAGAAGUACUACCCUCCAUCCAAGGCCGCACGCCUUCGAGACCAGAUCCAUUCGUUCCGUAUGGAUCCCGAGGAGCCUUACUACAUGGCAUGGGAGCGAUUCCAAACCUUGCUUAGCAAGUGCCCCCAACAUGGUCUUUCUGAAUGGGCUCUAGUGGAGAAAUUUUAUAAUGGUCUCACUCCUGAUACUCAACUGAUGUUUAAUACUGCCGCUGGGGGUUGUAUAAUGGACAAAAAGGACCCAACUGAGUGUGAGGAAAUGUUUGAGAGUUUUGCUAUGGCCGGUCAGCAGAGCCAUCCUGCGAGGAAUUCCAUUCCUUCUACUAGGACCACCUCCUCUGCUAAAGGUGUGUAUCAGGUCACUCCUGACACUAGUUUGGCUGCUGAGUUAGAGGCUUUGAAGAGGGAGAUGAAGUUGAAGGAUCGAAAGUGUGAGAUAUGUCGUGGAGGACAUGAGACAGCUGAUUGCCCCGUGAGAUCACAAGAAGAGGUCGACUAUAUUUCCAACCCGAAUAAUCGUUUCCAAAAUGCUUCAUUUAAUAAUUCUUAUAAUUCGGGUUGGAAAAAUCAAUCCAACUGGAGGUCGGGAGGAAACCCACCAGGGUUCCAACAACAAUCUUCAAGUGGAUCAUCAUCUGGUACUGAGUUCAAGGAGCUGAAGGACAUUCUACUUGCUCAAAGUCAACAGCUGAACCAGUAUAUGACUUCGAAUAAUCAGCGACACGAGGAACACGAUCGUAUGUUUAAAAAUCAGGGAGCUUCGCUGCAGAAUUUGGAGAGGCAGAUGGGGGAGAUGGCGAGACAGUUACAGCAGAGGCCACAAGGUGGAUUACCGGGUAACACCGUUCCUAAUCCUAAUUCUCAUGCUCAUGCUAAGGCUGUCAUGACUCGGAGUGGCAGAGGGGCCACAGUUGAUCAACCGGUGGUAGAUGAAGAGCCGGUUGAUGAGGAGAUAGAGAUGGAGACUCCCACUGGCAAAGUGCAACCCAGGCUAGCCCCAGCAAGUACCGCACAGUCCAGUGAGUCUCAGAAGAAGAAGAAGGAGCCCGUUCGUGAUUAUUCUUCUAUUCCUUUUCCGGGCAGAUUUAAGAGAGAGAAGGAAGCGGAGCAGUUCUCUAGAUUCUUAGGUUUGUUUAAGCAGCUCCAUAUUAAUCUUCCUUUCGUAGAGGCGCUAGCUCAUAUGCCUAAGUAUGCCAAAUUUCUGAAAGACAUUCUUACUAAUAAGAAGAAGCUGGAGGAGUUAUCACAUGUGUCCUUGAGUGAGGAGUGCUCAGCAGUUCUUCAGAAUCGUCUUCCCAAGAAGAUGACUGAUCCGGGAAGCUUUACUAUUCCAUGCUUGAUUGGUGAUCUAUCAGUCAGCAAUGCUUUGGCCGACCUGGGAGCUAGCAUAAAUUUGAUGCCCUAUGCAGUGUUUGCUAAGCUCAACCUAGGCGAGCCUUCUCCUACUCGUAUGAGUCUGCAGCUCGCAGAUCGGUCAGUGAAAUAUCCGCGAGGGAUUGUGGAGAACAUGUUAGUGAAAGUCGACAAGUUUGUCUUCCCUGUUGACUUUGUGAUCUUAGACAUGGAUGAGGAUGCUCAUGUACCAUUGAUUCUAGGUCGACCAUUCCUAGCUACCGCGAGAGCAUUGAUCGAUGUUUAUGACGGUAAGCUAACACUUCGCGUAGAGGAUGAUAUGGUCACAUUUGAUAUCAAUAGGUCGAUGACUCAUCCUAGAGAGCACGAUGAUACUCUCUACUUCGUUGACACCAUCAUGUCACAUGUGGGUCAUUGUUUGAGUAAGGUUUGUGGGCGUGAUGCUUCGGACACGCAGAUUCUGGAUACGGUUAUCUCGGAGGUUGAGAUGACUACUACAUCAUAUGGGGAGUCCGAGAGUCAUUCUGAGGUUUUUGAGGUAGUUGAGAGGAAGGAGCCUGAGGAGAGGCCAUCUGUGGAGAGUCCCCCGUCCCUGGAGCUGAAAGAUUUGCCAUCUCAUCUGGAGUAUGCCUUUCUGGAUGAGGGUUCUCAGUUACCUGUCAUCAUCUCUUCAGAGUUGACAGAGGAGGAGAAGGCGAAGUUGAUGGGUGUGCUUAAGGCACACAAGCAGGCGAUCGCGUGGAAGCUCGUUGACAUAAAGGGUAUUAACCCUUCGUUCUGCACACAUAAAAUUCUGAUGGAGGAUGAGUUUAAGCCCGUAGUUCAGCCGCAGCGCCGACUAAACCCAAACAUGCAGGAUGUGGUAAAGAAGGAGGUGAUAAAAUUGUUAGAUGCAGGCCUGAUUUACCCAAUCUCUGAUUCUGCAUGGGUUAGUCCAGUUCAGGUGGUGCCUAAGAAAGGAGGCAUGACAGUGGUUCCAAAUGAGAGGAACGAGUUGAUUCCCACCAGGACUGUUACAGGCUGGAGAGUCUGCAUCGACUAUCGCAGACUUAAUGACGCCACGAGGAAAGACCAUUUUCCUCUUCCUUUCAUUGACCAGAUGCCGGAGCGUCUGUCAGGACAGCAGUUCUACUGUUUCCUUGAUGGCUUCUCAGGUUAUUUCCAGAUCCCCAUUGCACCGGAGGAUCAGGAGAAAACCACUUUUACAUGCCCGUACGGUACCUUUGCUUAUCGCCGUAUGCCUUUCGGGUUAUGUAAUGCUCCAGCCACAUUUCAGCGUUGUAUGGUGGCGAUAUUUCAUGAUAUGAUCGAGGACUCGAUGGAGGUAUUUAUGGAUGAUUUUUCUGUUUUUGGGAGUUCCUUUGAUCAGUGUUUGCGAAAUCUUGAUCGUAUGUUGGAUCGAUGUGAGGAGACAAAUUUGAUGUUGAACUGGGAGAAAUGCCACUUCAUGGUGAAGGAGGGCAUAGUUUUGGGUCAUAAGAUUUCACGGGCGGGUAUUGAGGUCGAUAGAGCUAAAAUCGACGCGAUUUCUAGACUUCCACCGCCAACUUCUGUGAAGUCUGUUCGUAGUUUUCUAGGCCACGCGGGAUUUUACCGUCGGUUCAUCCGUGAUUUUUCUAAGAUUGCGAGGCCUAUGACCCGGUUAUUGGAGAAGGAUGUUCCCUUUGAUUUUUCUGAGGAGUGUGUGAGGGCGUUUGAGUUUCUUAAGGAGAAAUUAGUGAGUGCGCCGAUUCUUAUUGCUCCUGAUUGGAGUCUUCCUUUUGAGAUUAUGUGUGACGCGAGCGAUUUCGCGGUUGGAGCUAUUCUAGGACAGCAUAGAGAGAAGCGAUUUCAUCCCAUUUACUACGCGAGCAAGACCCUGAAUGACGCCCAGCAGCAUUAUACCACCACUGAGAAAGAGCUCCUGGCAGUUGUCUUUGCUCUCGAUAAAUUUCGUUCCUACCUGGUCCUUUCUAAAGUCGUCGUCUACACCGAUCACGCGGCAUUGAGGCAUUUGUUUGCGAAGAAAGACGCAAAACCGCGGUUAAUUCGGUGGAUCCUACUCUUGCAGGAGUUUGAUCUUGAGAUUCGGGAUAAAAAGGGAGUUGAAAACGCUGCAGCAGAUCAUUUGUCUAGACUUGAGAAUCUCGAGAGUGAUGAGAGUGAUGAGGAUGAGAUUGGCGAUAGUUUUCCUCAUGAGACUUUGAUGUUUGUGAAACCUGAGGAUGAGGGGAUGCCUUGGUAUGCUGAUAUAGUGAAUUAUUUAAAGGAGAAGGUGAUACAGCCGGAGAUGUCUUUCCAUCAGAAGAGGAAGCUGAUAGCGGACUCGAAGUAUUACUUUUGGGAUGAUCCGCAUCUUUUUCGUGUUGGAGUUGAUCAGGUUGUGAGGAGAUGCAUUGCUGGAGAGGAGCGUAUGCAGGUUCUCAGGCAUUGUCACGAGGGGCCUACUAGAGGACAUUAUGGAGCUUCUUACACCGCGAGGAAGGUGUUGGAUUCUGGAUUCUAUUGGCCGACAGUGUUUCGAGAUGCUCAUGAGUUGGUUAGGAGCUGUGAUGCUUGUCAGAGAGUAGGUAAUAUAUCAUCCCGAAAUGAGAUGCCCCAAAAUCCUAUGCAGGUAGUGGAGGUUUUUGAUAUAUGGGGUAUUGAUUUCAUGGGUCCGUUCCCGAUGUCUCGAGGGAACCGAUACAUCCUCGUUGCUAUAGAUUAUGUGUCAAAAUGGGUAGAGGCUCAAGCCUUGCCUAAAAAUGAUGCGAGGGUUGUAGUGAGAUUUUUGAAGAAAUUGUUUGCUCGCUUUGGUACCCCAAGGGCGCUUAUCAGUGAUAGAGGUACCCACUUUUGUAAUGCCCAGAUGGAGAAGGCAUUGAAACGCUAUGGUGUCACUCACCGGCUUUCAACUGCCUAUCAUCCACAGACGAGUGGGCAAGUGGAGAACACUAAUCGGGGUAUUAAGCGGAUUUUGGAGAAAACUGUCGGACAGAAUCGACUGGAUUGGUCUGAUAAGUUAGAUGAUGCAUUGUGGGCUUUCCGGACUGCAUUUAAGACUCCUAUAGGUACUACACCUUUUAGGAUGGUUUAUGGGAAGGCUUGUCAUCUACCGGUGGAGUUGGAACACCGCGCAUAUUGGGCGUUGAAAGCAGUUAAUCUGGAUAUGGAUAGUGCGGGUAAACAUCGGUUUCUCCAGUUGCAUGAGUUAGAGGAGUUAAGAGAUGAGGCGUAUAUGAGAUCACUAGGCUAUAAGGAGAAGAUGAAGAGGCUACAUGAUAGUAAGCUGAGAGGAAAUAAGGAGUUUCACCCGGGAGACAAAGUCCUUCUUUUUAAUUCUAGAUUAAGAUUGUUCCCGGGUAAACUUAGGUCUAGGUGGUCAGGACCGUACAUAGUUGUUCAGGUUUUUCCAUAUGGUACGGUUGAGUUGAAGAGUGGGGAUGGUAAGACGUUUAAGGUGAAUGGUCAUCGUCUAAAGCACUAUAUCGAGGGAACAGGAGAGGAGAGAUUGGUGGAGGAGCUUGACCUCCCAUUAGUUGGUGCUUGAGAGUGAGCUGAGAGUGUGUUUGUAGAGUUUGUACAUUCUAGUUACUGUUUUGUUUUUAUUUUUUUUUACAUUUUUAGUCUUGUUGAGUCAGUCUUUUAUUUUGAGUCAGUUUUACGCCUGGGUUUGUUUGUUCUAUGAUGUGCAGGUUUACUUGACCCACCCGUACUCAAUCUCCAUUCGGGUGGUGAUUUUGGAGCCGUAAUCUUUUUGUAAAGGCAACCCAAGUGUACCAGUUUGUCAGAGAUGAUCGCGAAUGGAAUGCUAUACGAUCAUAUUUGGUUGGAAUGAAGACACGCACAGCUGGCACUGAUUUUUAUCCUAACCAGCUAAGUCUUUUCCAAUUCUUGUUGUUUCUAUUGUGUAUAUUAUUUUAGGUUUUUUUUCCUUAUUUGCUUUUAGUUAGUUUUCCAUCCACAUUGAGGACAAUGUGAGAUUUAAGUGUGGGGAUGGGAGACUACGUCUUCUUAGGUAGAUUUGAGUCGAAAAAUAAAAAAAAAAUUGAAAAAAAAAUUGAAAAAAUAGAAAAUGUUCCUGAAAAUUUUGCAAAUAAAUGGAAAAUGAUAGAAAAAUUGGGAUUUUUGGUUUUCAAAAUAUUAUAUAUAAGAGAUAAAUAUAGAUAAAAGAUGUAUUUCCGGGAUGUACUGGUAGGCCCAGCCAACUUAGAGGGUUCCCUAGAUUGUUCUUAAGAUUACCUAAUUUUAAAUCAUGAAAUCUUGUGGGUUCUCAUCUUAGGAGAUAUAGAAAAGCCGAAACUGUUGAUAGUAUAAAAGGAACCACUAUAAGUAAAUAACCUAUAAGUAUUUUUAAUUAAAUUGGCACACCUUAUCCUUUUUAUGAGAAUAAAUCCGGAUUCUGGUGGCGCCCAAAAAAAAAAAAGAAAAAAAAUCCAUCAUCCAUCUAUAUGAGCAAAAAAAAAAAAAAAAAAAAAAAAUUGUGAGGCUCAUGGUGUUUCCCACUGGGAUAGCGACUUGGUGAUAAUACCCUCUGAGUUGAACAUAGAAAAAAAAUGAUAAAGCUCAUAAUCAUCAUCCAUCAUUCCAUCAUAACUUUAAUUUUAAAUACAUAAGGGUUAUUUAUAUAAAGUGGUAGAUUUUUAAUCUUUUCCUUAUAAGCUUGAUAUGGGAUUAGGUGGAUUUGUGGACCUUAAGUGUGAGACCCUUAGAUGAAUUGUUAACUUGAACAUAAUGAUAGCAUGAAAGGGGCUUGAUGAGUUGGCGGUUGGGUUUAAGUGGAUAAUAAUACCGGUAAUCGUGGUUAUACGUGUUUUUGUCUUUUAAUAAAAAAAUCUAAAGUUUUUGAAACCAAUUAUCCUAGUUAUGAUUCCAUUGCAAAGUUUUUUUUUCGGGACGAAAAAAGUUCAAGUGUGGGGAUAU
Helianthus annuus (common sunflower) is the source of this 7171-nucleotide messenger RNA. RefSeq lists its product as uncharacterized. Gene Ontology annotation, molecular function: nucleic acid binding. The transcript has a single exon. Lineage: Eukaryota; Viridiplantae; Streptophyta; Magnoliopsida; Asterales; Asteraceae. The record is from RefSeq and is a predicted model, not a curated record. Gene Ontology annotation, biological process: DNA integration. Bases 426 to 5798 code for a protein of 1790 amino acids.